Messenger RNA from Penicillium griseofulvum, 1047 nucleotides. RefSeq names its product short chain dehydrogenase/reductase family protein. Bases 1 to 1047 code for a protein of 348 amino acids. Lineage: Eukaryota; Fungi; Ascomycota; Eurotiomycetes; Eurotiales; Aspergillaceae. The transcript is spliced from 2 exons. Gene Ontology annotation, molecular function: oxidoreductase activity, acting on the CH-OH group of donors, NAD or NADP as acceptor. The record is from RefSeq and is a predicted model, not a curated record.
AUGGCGCCCAACGCAAGCAAAUGGCUGUCGAGAGAAGGUUUCACUGCUGAUGUACUGGGAAACUUCAUCUCCCGAAAUCUCCUAGACCCCUGGAAGUUACUCCCUAUUUUUGCUUUGGCCUAUUACACAGCCCAAGGUCGCAAUAUUGCCAAAUCGCGCCCAAAUCUCUACAAAGUCCUCAAAGUCCUAACAGCAACAAGCCUCAUCAAUCGGCUAGGCAACUGGCUCGACCGUCGCAAGCUGAACAACAAUGUCAGCGAUACAUACGAUUGGCACCGCGAAGUUGUAAUCCUGACAGGCGGCAGCAAUGGGAUCGGCCGCCGCAUCGCCGGGCUGCUCGGGGCGCGCGACAUCAAAGUCGCCAUCCUGGACAUUGCCCCUCCAGCAACUGAUGACGUGCUACCAAAUAGUGUGCGGUAUUACGAGUGCGACAUAACCUCUGCAAGCAACAUUGCAGACGUGGCGUCCAAAAUCCGCGCCUCAUUCGGCCGGCCCAGCAUCCUAAUCAACAACGCGGGUAUCUGCACUGGCAAAACAAUCCUUAAAACAACAGCAGUCCAGACCCGUCGCAUGUUCGAAGUCAACACGUUUGCGCACUACUGGCUCGCACAGGAGUUCCUGCCCAAUAUGAUCGAGGCGAACCAUGGUAUGGUUGUUACUGUUGCUUCCCAGGCUGGAUACACUGUCACGCCUAAUAUGGUCGAUUACUCGGCGUCCAAGGCUGCGGCUAUUGCGUUCCAUGAAGGACUUGGUGCUGAGCUUGUUACGCGAUACAAUGCGCCCAAGGUCCGGACGGUGCUUGUUACGCAGGGUUUUACUCGGACCAAUCUUAUUAAGGAUUUGACCCCUGAGGAUACUUGGCUUAAUCCCCUACUUCACCCUGAGACUGUUGCUGAAAAGCUUGUUGAGCAAGUGCUCAAGGCUGAGAGUGGGCAUGUUGUUGUUCCUGCAUCUACUGGGUGGAUUGCAAAGAGAUUCAGGUCGUUGCCCGCGUGGUUACAGCAUUCGUUGAGGUGUAAGUUGGAGAAGUUGAUGAGGGCUGAUUAG